Phyllostomus hastatus (greater spear-nosed bat) is the source of this 2009-nucleotide messenger RNA. RefSeq names its product SLC9A3 regulator 1 (gene NHERF1). The coding region runs from base 232 to 1329 and encodes 365 amino acids. Lineage: Eukaryota; Metazoa; Chordata; Mammalia; Chiroptera; Phyllostomidae. Gene Ontology annotation, cellular component: apical plasma membrane. Gene Ontology annotation, biological process: protein localization to plasma membrane. Gene Ontology annotation, molecular function: protein-membrane adaptor activity; signaling receptor binding. The transcript has 6 exons. The record is from RefSeq and is a predicted model, not a curated record.
GAACGGCCAGACGCCGCGCGGGGCGGGGAUUGGCCGGUGAGUUCGUACUUGAGCUCCUCGCAGUUCGCCGCGUCUCCCUCGCGGACCACCUGCUGGUUUCGCCGGCGCUGAGGUUUCUUGCGGCGCGCCCUCCAGCUUCCCGCUCUGCAGGGCUGACAAAAGGGCUGGGUCGUCCCGUCUCCGGCCCGGGACAGCACCCCGCGUCGCGCCGCUAAGGCGUCGCAGGGCGAGAUGAGCGCGGACGCGGCGGCCGGGGCGCCCCUGCCCCGGCUCUGCUGCCUGGAGAAGGGUCCGAACGGCUACGGCUUCCACCUGCACGGGGAGAAGGGCAAGGUGGGCCAGUUCAUCCGGCUGGUGGAGCCCGGCUCGCCGGCUGAGAAGGCGGGGUUGCUGGCGGGAGACCGGUUGGUGGAGGUGAACGGCGAGAAUGUGGAGAAGGAGACCCACCAGCAGGUGGUGAGCCGCAUCCGCGCCUCGCUCAAUGCCGUACGUCUGCUGGUGGUCGACCCCGACACGGACGAGCGGCUGCAGAAGCUGGGCGUCCAGAUCCGAGAGGAGCUGAUCCGCCCCCAGGAAGGGCCCGGGCAGGCCGAGCCGCCGGCCACCGCCGAGGAGCAAGGGUCUGGCAGCGAAAAUGAGGCUCAGGCCGCCGUACCGGAACCCCGGGAGUCCGAGAAGAGCCAUCCCGAGCGCCGUGAGCUGCGGCCCCGGCUCUGCACCAUGAAGAGGGGUCCCAACGGCUACGGCUUCAACCUGCACAGCGACAAGUCCAAGCCAGGCCAGUUCAUCCGGUCGGUGGACCCAGACUCGCCUGCCGAGGCCUCGGGGCUCCAGGCCCAGGACCGCAUCGUGGAGGUGAAUGGAGUCUGCAUGGAGGGCAAGCAGCACGGCGACGUGGUGGCUGCCAUCAAGGCCGGCGGGGACGAGACCAAGCUGCUGGUGGUGGACAAGGAGACCGACGAGUUCUUCAAGAAAUGCAAAGUGAUUCCAUCUCACGAGCACCUGAAUGGUCCCUUGCCCGAGCCCUUUACCAACGGGGAGAUCCAGAAGGAGAACAGCGGUGAAGCCCCGGCCAAGGCGGCCUCCGAGAACCCGCGGCCAGUCCUCGCGAGAUCCGCCUCCAGCGACACCAGCGAGGAGCUGAAUUCCCAAGACAGCCCCAGGAAGCAGGACCCCGCGGCACCCUCGUCUACCUCCUCCUCCGACCCCAUCCCGGACUUCAACAUCUCCCUGGCCGUGGCCAAAGAGAGGGCCCACCGGAAGCGCGGCAACAAGCGGGCCCCGAAGAUGGACUGGAGCAAGAAAAACGAACUCUUCAGCAACCUCUGAGCACCUCCCCCGGCCGCCCGGGAAGCCGGGAAGGCUGGGCCCACGCCCCGACCUAACUCCCUCUCCCCUCCCCCCACUCACCCCCCAAUGACAAACCAAUCAGCACCAGCGGCUCCCCUCCUGGCAGACCUGAUUCUUCUAGAGAACCGUGUUACUCCCUUACCUCCAAGAGAGUGAAUGUCUUCCUGUCCUGACCCCAAUCAAAAAGGCAGGCUCCGUCCCCUCCUCUUCCUCCCUGAGUGCCUCAGCCCACCGGGCGUCCCCUUGCCACCGCGCCUGGGGCAUCGCCGGGGCCUGCGCCAAGCAAGGAUCGAGGGACUACGCGAGAGGUCGUGUGCGCCCAAGUGCCGCCCGGGGCCAGGGUCGAUCUGGGACUGGCACUGCAGCGGCCGCAUCACCCCGAGGGCUGUGGGUUGGGCAUUUUCUUUUCGUUCGUUUGAUUUUAAGAGCGUGGUAUCGCAGCGUGUAGAGGGUUUUUUUUGUCUCCCGAUUAACGUGAUUUUCCAGGCUGCUGCACCCGAGCCGGGCAGCAGCCUUGGGCUUCAACUCCUGUUUCUACUCUCAGCGCAGAAACCGCGGCAGGUGGGGGGCGGUCUGGCCGCCCCCUGCCCCGCCCUGAGCCAGACACACCACCAUUGUAAGAAAACUCCAUCAGAAAUCCAACUGGUUUCUCCAAACCA